CAAAACAUAAGUGUUGGUAUAUUCCUGGUUAGGUCUUACUGUUCAUUUAAAAAGUUUUGUGAAUGUGUUUUUUAUGCAAUGAUGUCGAAUACAAUAAAAUUUAAAGAUUCAGAAAUUCAAGGCAGAGAGGAUAUUUCUUGGCAUGGAAAAAAAUAUUACUCAUUUUUAGGAAUUCCGUAUGCUGAGCCACCAAUUGGAGAUUUGAGAUUUUUGCCACCGAAACCAGUGAAAAAUUACCCCAAACAUAUUGACGCCACUGAAUUUAAAAAUUGUUGUAUUCAGUACUACGGACCAAAACUGAUCAUUGGUAGUGAAGACUGUCUAUAUUUGAAUAUCUUCAUCCCAAAGCUUCCUUCUCCCAAAACCUUACUACCUGUUAACUUUUUCAUACAUGGUGGAAGUCAUAGAACAUUUUCUUCUAAUACCAUCAUGCCUCUUUUAUUAAUCGAGUACGAUUUUAUAACCGUGACUUUUAAUUACAGACUGCAUGCUCUAGGUUUCUUAAAUUUAGGUAUGCCUGACUGCCCUGGAAACGUUGGUUUAAAAGAUCAAUUGUGUGCUUUACAAUGGGUUAAAGAUAAUAUUAAAUAUUUCGGCGGUGAUUCUGACAAUAUUACGUUAUGUGGGAUGAGUUCAGGAGCCUCUUCAGCUCAUAUGAUGGUCAUGUCUCCUUUGUUUAAGAAUCUAUCAAAAAAAUUAAUUUUAUGCGGUGGGCAUGCCCUAAGUGCUUGGAAUUUUAACCCAUCUCCGUUGAAAUUAGCUUUCAAAUUGGGUCGUAAGUUUGGAUACGAUGGCAACGAUAAGGAAACACUUUUAAAUUUACUGAAAUCCAUUUCAGCAGAGAAGUUAGUAGAAGCCACGAGAAUGAUUGGUAAUGAAAACUUGGAGAUGCCAAGCUGUCAUUCGUUUCAACCAUCAAUCGAAUGCAUCAAAGAAGGUGCUUUUCUACCAGACCAUCCAAAAAAUUUAUGGAAAAAUGUAAAUUCUGUAUCGAUAAUUAAUGGCAUAAAUGAAAAUGAAGGAAUAUAUUUCUUGAGGAGUUUAGAAUUUUACAGACUUGCAUCUCACUUUGAAACACUGAAAGUAAUAAUUGCAGACUUGACCUCUGUAAGAAAGGAAUUCUUGGAAAACAUGUUCGAAGAAAUAAUUUCAUUUUAUAAAAUAACCGAGGCAGACAAUCAAGAAAAUUUCGAUGCUAAACUAAGACUCUUCACCGAUUUAAUUCUCAAAGACUACUAUACUUCCUUUGAUUUUUUACAUAAAUCUUCCCAUUCGUAUUCAAUUUUCAACUACAGAUUUACAUACUGCGGAGAAAAUAAUAAAAUGAUGAAUAUGUGGCGACGUCAAUUGAAAUGGGAUAUCAAAGGGACUUAUCAUGUGGAUGAGUAUGGCUAUGCAGUGAUAAACAAAGACUUUCACUUGUCAGGAAAAGAUAUGGAAGUAGCACACAGCAUUUGUACAUUAUGGGGUAAUUUCAUCAAAUACGGGAAUCCGAACAGAGAAAUUCGCAAUAAUCUAUGGCUUCCGUCAACUGAAGAAAUGCCCUGUUAUUUGGAAAUUGGUGAAAAAUUACACUUGAGAAAUGGAUACACGAAUCCAGAACAAGCAGCAUUUUGGAAAUAUUUAACGUCGAAAUAUUAUUUAUGAAAUCUGUACCUACCUAUGUACUUUACUUCCAGCCUUUCACUCGAUAAAAUGAACUCGAUCACAAAAAAAAAUCAAAAUUCGAAAAAAUUCAAAAAAACAAACGAAUUUUAAUUUUUUUGCUAUGAGUGUAAUUUUUAUCAACUUUUUCAUGAAAUACGUCAGAAAGCUAGGUCACAAUAAGACAACAGAAUAAAUUUAAACGUUUUUUGAUGUUUGGAAUUGAAAAUUGAAUUUCUUAGAAUUUUGAUUUUUUUAUGCAUGAUGAGUUCAUUUAAUCGAGUGAAAGUGGGUUUUCAACGGGUACGUAAAAUGUUUUAAAUUAAAAAAAUCGCAUUUUUUCGCAAA
Planococcus citri (citrus mealybug) is the source of this 1992-nucleotide messenger RNA. RefSeq names its product carboxylic ester hydrolase-like. The coding region runs from base 79 to 1647 and encodes 522 amino acids. The record is from RefSeq and is a predicted model, not a curated record. Lineage: Eukaryota; Metazoa; Arthropoda; Insecta; Hemiptera; Pseudococcidae. The transcript is spliced from 10 exons.